AACGUGCACGCAUUCUAAAUUAGCCUCCACUAAUGUAUACUAGAUAUCAACAAAAUCCACAAAACUAAUUUAAUCGUGAUGGUGGAUGAACAUGUGAAAUUGGUUCCAAUAGCCAAUGUAGGAAGGAUAAUGAAACAAAUCUUGCCACCAACAGCCAAAAUCUCCAAAGAAGCAAAGGAAACAAUGCAAGAAUGUGCAUCAGAAUUUAUAAGUUUUGUAACAGGUGAAGCAUCUGACAAGUGUCACAAGGAGAAUCGAAGGACGGUUAAUGGAGAUGACAUCUGUUGGGCUCUUAGUUCAUUGGGAUUUGACAACUAUGCAGAGGUCAUGUUGAGGUAUUUGUAUAAGUUGAGAGACUUUGAAAGACAAAAGGCCAAUCAGAACAAAGGUUCAAAUGACGAAGAAGAUACUGAUGAUGAAGAAGUUCCAAGUGAAUGUGAAAAACAAGAAAGUGCUACUACUUCUUCAGCACCAUUAGAGUUCAAUGUAAUGGAGAGGGGGUGCAAAUUAAGCUUCAGUUAAUAUGAACUAAAUGAGACCAUUUCUCGAUUUGUGCAAUAUGUCAUGCUAAUCUUCUCUGUAUCGUUCAGCUCUAUGGAGUUUUUGUCAGGUGUUUCUAUUUCUUUGUCCCUCUUUUUUGUUUUCCUAGAGAAAGAAAGUCAGCAAGUAGUUUAUGCGAUUUGGACAUUUUGGAAAAUAUAUAU
Molecule: messenger RNA, 704 nt
Organism: Capsicum annuum
Lineage: Eukaryota; Viridiplantae; Streptophyta; Magnoliopsida; Solanales; Solanaceae
Product: nuclear transcription factor Y subunit B-4
Exons: 1
Coding region: 79-522 (147 amino acids)
Biological process (GO): regulation of transcription by RNA polymerase II
Cellular component (GO): CCAAT-binding factor complex; nucleus
Molecular function (GO): RNA polymerase II cis-regulatory region sequence-specific DNA binding; DNA-binding transcription activator activity, RNA polymerase II-specific; protein heterodimerization activity
Source: RefSeq, a predicted model, not a curated record